Messenger RNA from Spizellomyces punctatus DAOM BR117, 1379 nucleotides. RefSeq lists its product as uncharacterized. NCBI's taxonomy places the organism in Eukaryota, Fungi, Chytridiomycota, Chytridiomycetes, Spizellomycetales, Spizellomycetaceae. Gene Ontology annotation, cellular component: Golgi apparatus. Gene Ontology annotation, molecular function: antiporter activity; nucleotide-sugar transmembrane transporter activity. Bases 1 to 1104 code for a protein of 367 amino acids. The transcript is spliced from 4 exons. The record is from RefSeq and is a predicted model, not a curated record.
AUGAAUGAGGAGAGAAAGCACUACGACGGUCCCAAAAAUGCCUCGGAUUUCACCCGGACUCAUGAAGACAAAGUGUCCUGGAAUGGCACCAAGUGGCGGGUGUCCGCCAGCUACGAUCCAUAUGUGAAAGGGUUAUGGAUGAUCGGUAACAUUGCGUCAACCGUUCUCAUUGUCCUGGCAAACAAAGCAGUGAUGCAGAGCUUCAACUAUCCACUGAUUUUAACCGCGCUUCACCAGGUUACCAUAUGGGUCAUUACAAGCUGUUGGGGUUUUUAUACAGGUCAAAAAUUCUCGUCGCUUCUUGAUGUCACGGAUGGGCUUAUGCUGGGAGGGACGAAUGCAGCAGGAAUUGUUUUUAUGAACUUGAGUUUGGCCACUAACUCUGUUGGUGCAUAUCAGCUCCUAAAAAUUCUCAACCUUCCCACCAUCGCCAUUCUUCAAUAUUCUCUCUAUUCGGUGCGCCUACGGCAACCUGUCAUUCAGUCACUCGCAAUUAUCAUCAUCGGAGUUACUAUCGCAUCCGUUCGAGAACUCUCGGUUGACUUCACGGGAUUGUGUUUUGGUACCAUUGGGGUCUUGUCAGUAUCAUUGCACCAAGUAUGGGUGCAGAACAGAACAAAGGCAAAAGCCUUAUCGAGCGUCCACCUUAUGGCGGCGCUGGCACCUUACUCGACUGCUUGCGCGCUGAUUGCCGCUGGACUGGAUCUUGGGCGCAUGUAUCGUGGAGGGGCAGUGGAAACUGGUAAUCGUGAUUCCGACAAAAUGGGGAAUGGCCAUAUUGUGGGGGCAUUGUUUGUUUCCUGCACGUUGGCGGUGUGUAGCAAUUUCACAGGGUUCGGAUUGCUCAAAAAAACCAGCGCAGUGACAUUUCAAGUAGUUGGUCAUUUCAAAACAAUUCUCACAAUCACAGGAGCCACCGUUCUUUUUGGACAAGACGCAGAAAAUAUGGAUGUGUACCGGAUGGCAGGAGUGGUCGUUGCAUUUAUUGGUAUUCUUAUAUAUGGUAGCAUCAAAGACAAGUCCACUAAAGUGUCCCUUCUGCCGAUGGGACAAUCAACGGCACCAGAACGACUAAAGGUUAGCCGAUCGAAUGAUCUACGAUAAGGACCAGCUUGUGCGAGACAGCAAGGACCACUUGUAUUGGAGUGUUGAAUUUUAUCUGGCGUGGCGAGUGCUUACAACUGCGUCUUGUAAGAAGUACGGUUUGUCGGAAGAAGGGACAUGCAACAGGUCAAUGGGAAGUAUCAGUAGAGCAGAAACAAGGUGUAUAUAAGGCAAAGGAUGGCCAUGCUUUUUCAAUAUCGCGUCUCAUAUAUGGUGCAGAUGUGGUCGAGUAGAUGUAGCUUCCAAAAUAUUGAUCAGAAGUCUUCAAUUUGCGC